AUGAGCACGCCGAAGGAAUGGAAGCGACUCUCAUUCCAAGAAGCCUUGGAGCUAGCCAGACUUCCGGAUGAUACAUCGUCAACACAACAAGCAAUCCAAAGAUUCAUGAGUCGGCAGCCAGCUUGGACACCCGGACAAGAACUCCCCUGGGAUGCUGUUGGGAUUCCUCCGCCAAAGAUCACAAGGGGAGCUUAUGGCGCUGUCGUAUAUGCUCUAUCAGCUCUUGCAGCGACUCGUGUAGUCGAAGAAGAAGACCAUGGCAAUGUAGACCAGAACAGACGAGGGAUCCAUUCCAUCCACGCCGUGUUCACCAACCCCGGACUCUCGGAUCGCCCUUUCAUCCUAGAUGUAUCCGAAGUCCAUUCAAGCCGUUCCUUUUCCACGCGGCUAGUUCACACUCGUCAGCCAACACGACCAUCAAGUAACCUAUCGGGUCCGUUUCCCGACUCGGACUCCGAAGCACCUCUUGGAAGUCCUUGUCUAACCAGUAUCGUCACCUUCAAACGCCCGGUUUCCAGCUCCGAUGAGGUCCAAGGGAUUCCGCCACAGGAGAGAUUCAAAGACAUACUCUCAUCACGCAAACCUGAUCAGUGGAACCCAUGUCCACAGGCCGACGUCGAUGCUCUAAAAGCAAAGUUCCCAAAUGAAGGCCACGGAGCAUUCCCUAUUCUCGACAUGUACAAAGUUGACAUGUCGGACUUUAACAAAGACAGGGCUAUACCGGACCGGAGAGAACUGAUCUACUACCGAUUACUAAAACCUCUUCCGAAGCAAGACACGAACGCACACGUCUUGUGUCAUGCAUUCGAGGCAGACCGCAACAGUCUUUUCAUGCUAGGCAACCAUCUAGGCUACGGCCACGACCUGGGCAUCGCGGCAAGCCUGAGCUAUUCGUUCUACGUUCAUGUCAACGCCGAUGAGGCUGUGAUGGAAGGAGACGGAUGGUGGAUGCAAGAAGCCUCUUGGCCAAGAUUCAGUGCUGGUCGAGGCGCAAUGGAAAGCCUGAUAUGGAGUCCUAAAGGCAAGCAUGUUGCGACUGGCUACCAGGAUGGCAUUAUACUGCCUAUGACGGCCAAACCUAGUAGGGAGACAAAGCUGUAG
Messenger RNA from Fusarium mangiferae, 1101 nucleotides. RefSeq lists its product as uncharacterized. The transcript has 2 exons. Gene Ontology annotation, cellular component: peroxisomal matrix. Gene Ontology annotation, biological process: acyl-CoA metabolic process; fatty acid catabolic process. Bases 1 to 1101 code for a protein of 366 amino acids. The record is from RefSeq and is a predicted model, not a curated record. Lineage: Eukaryota; Fungi; Ascomycota; Sordariomycetes; Hypocreales; Nectriaceae. Gene Ontology annotation, molecular function: fatty acyl-CoA hydrolase activity.